AUGGCAGACAAUGGCAUUGUGACUCUUCAUGCAAGUAGACAGACGAUAACGAGGGACGGUAGAGCAAUCGAUUUUGAAUACCCUAGAAUUCAGCUAUCUACAAACGAUGAGCCCAAGGAGAAGCCCAACAAAGACAGCAAACACAUCCUCAUCUUGGGCGGUGGUGUCAGCGCAUUGACCGUCGCUUGGAUACUUCUUGAUUCCGGAUACCGAGUCACACUCGUGGCGGAACAGUGGGCGUGGACAAAGGAUUUUGUGAAGUCUUGCAUCACCUCGCAAAUCGCCGGGGCGCUGUGGGAGUACCCUCCAGGUGGCUGUGGGUUGACCGAGAUUGUCUCUGCGGGUAAAGGAUGGUCCACACUCGAACACUACCAAGAAUGGGCGCUGCAGAGCUACGAGUUCUACAAAAAUCUCGCAGAGAUACAAAAUUCCCAUGAAAGAAGAGGGCGGUCGUUCGGACUGAAUAUCACCCAGCUCCACCAGUUCUUUUUUGAGCCAAUUGAGCUCAAAAGGGACACUGGCCGUGACCCUAACGCGAACGAUAGCCGUGCCAUCAAACUGCAGGGCAUUGAAGAAGCAGUUGAUAACCACAGAAUGCAUGGCUACAAGAGGUACAGAACUAAGGAAGACCUCGAAAGGGAGUUUAAGGAUUCCAGUUUCAGCCGUGAUUACCGUGGAGGCUUCAAAUAA
Aspergillus viridinutans is the source of this 690-nucleotide messenger RNA. RefSeq lists its product as uncharacterized. The coding region runs from base 1 to 690 and encodes 229 amino acids. Lineage: Eukaryota; Fungi; Ascomycota; Eurotiomycetes; Eurotiales; Aspergillaceae. The transcript has a single exon. The record is from RefSeq and is a predicted model, not a curated record.